UAUUUACUCAUAAUUUUUUCUUAUUAUGAAGUAAGCGAACAGAGCUACAGUAAACAAUAACAUUGAACACAUACAUAUCUACAUACAUCUGCUUGUAAACAAACCCCUUUAUUUGUUGUAUAUAUGUGUAUAUACAUUUAUACUGAUGGGGUAGUUUUGUUUUUUGUAUUUGAACUGAUUUGUAAAUAAUAAAUAAUCAAGUAUUACGGGAAAAAAUUUAUUUCGCUAAAAUGGAAAGCAUUUUAUUGCCGAAUAUUGCUGCAAUUUUAGUAAAAGAUAUGUUAAUAGACGAAAACAAAUCCAAAGGAAAGAUUACUAAAUUUGCUAAGCGUGAUUUUCCGCUGCUUUCCAGCGACUCUGAUGAUGAAGCAUUACAUUUCUUCCUGCAACAGAAGCACAGAAAACAUGAAGAUAACCACGGUAAACAAGUUAUACCAACGAAUCCCAAUUCAAAACAGUAUGUAAACGAAACGGAGACCGAGAAUAAAGUAACAGUUGCACCAUCUAAAUCUGUCAAGCGACAAACUUUAGCCGAAAUUAAUUUACUUAAUAAAUUUAACACCACACUAUUUGAAGGAUAUUUGCAUAUGAGUAAAAUGACUUUCUUGCGCAUCUUCAAGCGACUACGUCCAUAUUUACCCAACGAACAUUGCCCUACUGCUGCACCACCGCAAUCGAUAUUUUCACUCGCACUCUGGAAAUUGUCUACAGACGAACAUUUCGAAGAUAUUGGACGUAAAUUCAACAUUACAAAACAAGUUUGCCAACAAGUUAUACGCCUCUUUUGGCGACGCAUUUCCGCACAAUAUGAGACAUUAAUCCAGUGGCCCAGUACACCAGAGAAACGUCAAUAUACCAUACAAACCUUUGCUGGCAAUCAACAACUAAAUAAAUUCCAACAACUGUUCGGCAUUUUGGCCACAAAACAUUUAGAUGUAUUCCUCGAGGCCGAAAACGAGGAACGACAAGUUAUAUUGCAAAUUAUUUGCGAUGGUGAUCAAAAAGUAAUCGACUGCUUUUUGGUGCUCGCGGCUGACUAUACAUUCGACACCUCGCCCAUAGGCCAAACAUUGGCGUUAAACGUACAAACAAUGCCUUUAGGCAGUUAUCUCAUUGGCGAUGAGAGUUUUCCACUUAAACCCUAUCUAAUGCGGCCAAUAGAAGCGCCCAGCGACGAGAGGGAGCAUGCUUUCAAUAUGGCAUUGCAGCCGGCUUUGUCACUAGCACAACAAGCGUUAGACUCUAUGGCGAAACGUUUUAAUGCACUCUAUGCACUAGAGGCACGUAAUCUACACGAAGUGCGUAAAAUCGUGGAUACCGUAUGUGCGUUACACAAUCUGUGCGUUGACAUGGAAGAUGACUAUGUCGAGCGCAAAUUAAAGGAUACACAGUUUAAUUGGGCCAAAGUUGGCAAUGGGGCAAUGCAAAAACAUGCAGAAGAACAAGAUGAACUUGGCAAACAGAAGCGCGCUGCAAUCAUGGCAGAGGUGCUGCGGUAGAUGUUUAGUAGAAUACAUAUAAGUUUAUUCUAUGUACUUACAUUGUUGCUUUAUAUCAAAGAAAUGAGUCUAUAUAUUCAGCGAUAUUCUUUAUUUCGAAACAUUUAUGUUCAAACGCCGUUAUUUGUUGGUAGUAUUAGUUUUUGUUUUCAUUUAUAAUACAUUUUUAAAAUUUAUGCGCUACAAAUACGUUUACUUUAGAUUACAUUACAUUAAUAAUCGUGUAUUAAUGCAUAAGGUAUGUAUGUAAGUAUAUAAUAUGUUGCAUAUUACUUUUUGUUGCUUGUUAUUAUUGAUGCUAGAAAUAUUUGUCCGUCAAGCUGCACAACACAUACUACUUAUUUGAUGAACAAAAUAUAAAUAACCAGCUAAUAAGGUACAUAAUAGAAAUAUGAUAAUAUAUGUAUGUAUAAUAUGUGUAUAUAAAUAAAAUUGACUAUUUAUUAUAUGUAGGUAUACAUAUAUAAAAGAUA
This is a messenger RNA of Zeugodacus cucurbitae (melon fly), 1972 nucleotides long. RefSeq lists its product as uncharacterized. The coding region runs from base 231 to 1499 and encodes 422 amino acids. The record is from RefSeq and is a predicted model, not a curated record. The transcript has 2 exons. NCBI's taxonomy places the organism in Eukaryota, Metazoa, Arthropoda, Insecta, Diptera, Tephritidae.